AUGUCGCGCCAAGAGGCGGCGCUCUGCUGGAGCGCUAUGGUCCGGCGCACAGGGGGAGAGGCGGUGGCCCUCGCGUUUCCCUUCACCUGCGGCUACGUGGGUCGUCACAAGCGCUGGUCCACCUUGGUCAUGGAGAUUGAGGAGAGCCUGGUGGACGAAUGGGGGAGCUUGGGCAUCUUGGUCAUGCGCGACACAUUUUGCAAUUUCUUGGACAGCCCGGAGCUCUUCUGCGAGUCCCCGGGAAUGGCGGAAGCCACGCCGCUUGGACGAAGAAGCCGCAACCCUGCGGCUCCGGUCUGGUUAAGGCCCGAGGAGCGCUUGCGCCUGGAUCUGCGCAAGAGCCAGGAGGCGCAGAGAGCCGCGGAGGCCGAGAGCCGGCGGCUCCAGGACCAAAACGAAGAGCUGCGGGCCGCGCUGGAUGAGGCGGACCGGGACGCCCGAGAGGCUGAGGCGCUGAACGGACACAUGCAGCGCCGGGUGGACGAGAUGGAGGUUCAGCUUGCAGCUCUGCGGCAGUACGAGUCCGAGUUCGACCAGAAGGUCACUAAGAUGCUGGACGAGAGGGACGAGGCCCUUGCCUCGGCGGCCAAAGACAAAGAGGCGAUCCUCCUCAAGGUCCGGGAGCUGCAGGAGGAGCUGGCGCUGGCGCGGAAGUCCCCAGCCGCCGAGGGCCUGGCCGAUGCCUCGGAGCUGGCGAUGAUGCUCAAGGAGCGGCAGCUGGAGGUGGAGGACUUGUUGGACCGCACGGAGCAGCUGGAGGAGGACCUCGCCCGCGCCCGCGAGGAGCUGGACCUGCGCCCGGGGUUGAAGCCAAGCGUCCCAGGAGAUGCUUCGCUCACAGCUGGUCUUCAGCCGGCCCAGCAACAGCAGCAAUACGAGGAGCGCCUACGACAUUUGAAGGCGGAUGCUUUGGAGAAGGAUGCCCGUCUUCUGGAUGCUGAGAAGAAGCUGGAACAAUUGGCACGGGGUAUGGGUGCCGAGGCCAUUCUGGCCGAGAAUCGUCAAGUUGCGAAGGAGAAUGCCGACAUGAAGCGACAGGUAGCAGAGGCCAAGCGCGACCUCUCCCACUACCUCUCCGAGGCUGCGAGCAUCGUUUACGAGAACGAGCUGCUCAGGAACAUCGCCAACGUGAAGCCGGAGCAGCUGAAGCUUCAAGACUGGAAGCUGAAGGACAAGGUCACCAGCGCCAAGGCCCAAGCCGUGGCCCGGCAGCUGGAGAAGGACCUGGCGGAGCUGGAGACGGAGCGGGGGAAGCUGAAGGCGCGGCUCCGGCAGAUGGCGGAGCUGGCCGCGGAGAAGGUCUCGCUUUUGCACGACCUGCAACCAGAGGAGAUGCUGCAGUUGGAGGAGAUCGCCGCGCGCAUGCGGCAGGGCAAGUUGGAGUUGCCCCUCGAUGACCAGAGCAGUCGCCUGAAAGAGGAGCGGGACGAGUUGAAACGGCGGCUGGCCAUGAAAGACCGGGAGGUCGCGGAGCAUGUGGACAGGAAAGUGGAGGAGGUGCUGAAGAAGCAGGGCACGACCAAAGACUUGGAAGCCAAGCUGGCAGCCCAGUCCUCAGCUCAAGUCGGUCUUUGA
This is a messenger RNA of Effrenium voratum, 1575 nucleotides long. The record is from the annotation of a GenBank genome assembly. NCBI's taxonomy places the organism in Eukaryota, Dinophyceae, Suessiales, Symbiodiniaceae.